AUGCAUCACGGGCUAGGCGUCGGCCCACCUCCCCCGCGCGUCGGCCCGCCUCCCCCGCGCGUCGGCCCGCCUCCCACGCGCGUCGGCCCGCCUCCCCGCGCGUCGGCCCGCCUCCCCCGCCGCCUACCUUAUCCACCCACUCGCUCCUCUUCCUCCACUCACUUCAUCUUCCCACUUUCCCCUCCGCCGCCGCAUCGCCGCGGGGUAGGUGGCCGCCGCGCGACUCCAUCCGCCGCAUCAGUCCCUCUCCCCUCCACUCAUCUCUCCUGUCCACUCACUCGCCAGCUCUCGCCCUCUCAACCCCCCACACCCGCCGCAUCGCGGCGCGCGUCGCCGAGCCCGCAAUCACCACGCCAUCUUGCCGCGACCACCGCACCAGUCUCCGGCGCCACCUCUCGCCCUCCCACCUCCCCCCGCCGCAUCGCGGCGCGCGUCGCCGAGCCCGCAACCACCGCACCAGUCUCCGGCUUCACCUCUCGCCCUCUGACCUCCCCCCGCCGCAUCGCGGCGCGCGUCGCCGAGCCCGCAACCACCGCGCCAUCUAGCCGCGACCACCGCACCAUGCUCCGGCGAGACGUGUGCGACUGCUGUCGACGCACGCAUGGAGCUUCAUCGCCCAGACGCGGGUGCUGGAUCCCGUCACCCUCCGGUCGGAUCCACGGUGGUGCUGGUCUCCGGCGAGUUCGACGGUGGAUCCGCAGCGCGGUGCCUCGAUCUACAACGCCAGCAGCUCCGAUUAUUCUUGUAUGGAGAGACCAGGGGUGUGCUUCAGGGGUUCUGGAUGAAGUAGGUCGAGGCAUUGAUGUUGUGUCCAGGCUUUUCUUUUAUACAAUGGUGGCGAUGAGGGAUGAAGUAUGUGAGGAUCAGUAAUGUUGUCGCACGACAAUGUCCGUUCACUCAUGGGUUUUCUCAAGGUGAGGUGGUAUCUUUUAUUUCUGUGCAUAUGUGUGUUUGUCUGAAUUAUUACUUUUGCAUGCACAUUUGUUGUUUGCAUUUGCACCUGCGGAUGUACAUACAUAAUCAUACCAAAACAACAUGCACUAAUUUACGGAUAAUUGUUUUCUAAUCAGUCAUCUACUACAACCAAGAUUUCUCUAGAAUAUUAACUCUUGAGAUCACGCAACUGAGAGUGAGUGUAGUGAGUGUGCGGCGUUGUCCAAUCCAAUUUGCUUAGAUUCGUAAAAGAACCUUCAUGUUAAAUUUUGUCGAAGUGCUUGCUUGCGUCAUGAUCCUUGUAACUACAACUAUAAUUCAGAAGAACAGGGAAGAGUGAAACACUGAAUGAGGUCUGGUCUUUG
This is a messenger RNA of Aegilops tauschii subsp. strangulata, 1298 nucleotides long. NCBI's taxonomy places the organism in Eukaryota, Viridiplantae, Streptophyta, Magnoliopsida, Poales, Poaceae. The record is from RefSeq and is a predicted model, not a curated record.